This is a messenger RNA of Naegleria fowleri, 1491 nucleotides long. RefSeq lists its product as uncharacterized. NCBI's taxonomy places the organism in Eukaryota, Heterolobosea, Eutetramitea, Acrasida, Naegleriidae. The coding region runs from base 1 to 1491 and encodes 496 amino acids. The transcript has a single exon. The record is from RefSeq and is a predicted model, not a curated record. Gene Ontology annotation, molecular function: protein binding.
AUGAAAACCUCUACCACCACCACCACCACCAUCACCACGACUGAUCAAAUGAAACAGUGCGUUGCUUCCACUCAGGGGAUUGCUUCCUCUACGUCUGCAUCAAAUGGUUCGGAACAACAGGGUGAGGCAACUACUAAUGCCCUUCUUGAUGACUGUGGUUCAGAUUUGAACAAGUCGUGUCCUUCAUCGGAUCAAAUCGCAAUCUUGAAAGGCAUCAACCAACAACAAGAUUAUCCUAUUACUCAUUCAAAAGUUUUUAUCGGAAGAGAUCCAGUAAAUUGUCAAGUAUGCUUGGGGAAUGAUUCCAGCGUUUCGUUUAUUCAUGCUCAACUGGAGUUUCUGGAAUUCAACCAUGAUGAAAAAAAACCGAAAAUAUGUUUGGUUAGAGAUCUUUCCUCAAAAAACGGAGUUUAUGUCAAUUCUGUUCGUUUAAAAAAGGGAUCAAGUUCAAUAGUAAAAUCAGGAGAUGAAUUACGCUUUGGACAUCAAGUAUUUAAAUUGGAAAUUGUUGAAAAGGAAGUGUCAGGUACUGUUCAAGACCAAGAUGUCAACAGUACAUCGACGAAAACAACGAAUUCCCCAUCAUUAUGCAAGGAAAAUACAAUGUUUGAAACAGAUUUUGAAGUCAGUGAUUGUGUUUCAUUCUCAACGAAGGAUGAUUUCCCUCUCACUCAUGAUGUUUACACACAUUCACUUAUUGAUGAGGAGAUUCGACAGCAUGGGAAAUUUAAAGAACAACUUUUCGAUCGUAUUAUUCAACUUUCGUACGAGCUUUCGAACAAGGUCAAGUUGUUGACUACCUGCAGUGACUCACCAUAUGAAAGAAACAAUACACCUUUCGCAGUAUUGAGCCCUCUGAAUGAUCUGCAAGAAUGCAUUGACAAUGCACUGUCAGAGACAGUUUUUGAGAGGAGGAAAGAUGUCGAAAGCAAAGAAUUGAAAAUAUAUGCCAACAAUUUAGAGAAAAAACUAAUUCAUUACAAAAAAGAGGCUACAAACAACGAGAAUAGAUUCAAGCAACAAAAGAAACUAAAUCAGCAAAUUCAAAAUGAAAUGGAGAGAGUUGUGCAAGAGCUCACGUCUUCCUUACAUUCAUGUCAAGAUGAACGUUACUCCCUCAAAAAACGCAUUUCCAAAGAUAAGGACAAGCAUGAAUGCAUGAAAAACGAGAUGGACAUUUUGAAAUACAAAUUAACAUGUGCGGAGCAAGAAUUGCAUCAACUUCGAAAAUCUAAUGCCAUGCUAAGAGACCAUCUUUUGAAAGGACAAGAGUACUCAGAUUGCCUGCAUCAGGAUAUGAUUCAAGAGUUAUCCAAUCAAGUUCAAAAGACCAUCAACCAAACAAGAGAUAUCCACAAAAGUAAUAGUCUUGAUGUUUUCAAAGGAACGCAAGAGGAGUGUGAAUACUCUGAGCUGUUGAAUCAUGGACCUCUCAACCAAACCAUUAAUGGCACUGGGAUUGUUGAACAGCAUUAUCACCACUGGAUGUGA